Molecule: messenger RNA, 1938 nt
Organism: Nezara viridula (southern green stink bug)
Lineage: Eukaryota; Metazoa; Arthropoda; Insecta; Hemiptera; Pentatomidae
Source: the annotation of a GenBank genome assembly
AUGAAGUCUUUUUUGAGGGGUUUAGAAAUGAGAAGGAGAGAGUCCUCUGUUAAAGAGUUGUUGACAACUGAAGUUAUGACAACCGUGAAAAGCAUUCAAUUUGAAUUCUCUCAGGAAUGUGAAGCUAGUGGUGAAACAAUCAAUUCAUUAUGUAAUGUUUUAGAAGCAAUGUUUAUUCAUGGUUUAAAAGAAUCUUUGGCUGAUCGUAUGACAUCAGUACUUGGUGAUCCAGAUCAAAGGCCCAGUCCAGAGUUUUGGAGUGUGUUAAUGAUAUUUUCUCAUAGUGAAGUAAUUAAACAGAUAACCAAACUGAGCCAGAUUACAACUGAUGUAGGACGUUCUAGAGCAUGGCUUCGCCUGUCGUUAAAUGAAGGCAUGAUAACAAGUUAUCUUAUGAUGAUAAGCCAAGAUAAUUCAUCGCUUUCUCCGUACUAUAAACGUUUCGCAUUUCUGAGAGAUCUUGAAGCUUUAGGUGUGGUCACUAAGUUGCUUGAAGGCUUGGCAGGAUUCUCCUUUUCCCUCCCGACCAACUCGAGUGUGUUGAACAAUUGGUCGAAUGCUCCUUUGUUGUUAGCCGGCCUUUGGACUCCUCCAAUGAAAGAGGUGCCAAUUUCUGUUGGAACAGAUAUUGCUAAAGGUCUACCAGUGGAUAAUGAUAAAUCAGAAACUAUUUCCGUGUCUUCUAUACCCAGUAGUUCUGGAAAAUAUGUUGAAGAUGAAGCUUUUAAAAAAAUUCUAGGAACUCCUGUUGAGGGUAGUCCCCUCCAUUCUCAUAUGAACUUGUACGAUUCAGAAGAAAAAAGCACAAAUGAUGUUGAAUUUCCCUUUGAGGCUGCAUCUACUUCCACUGAUGUCCCACCUCCUUCAAAGGUUAUGAACACCGAUGAUAAUCAAUCAGAGGAAGAGGAAUCUGGAUUAGAUGUCCAAUUGAUUUCAAGUGCUGAUGAAGAAAAAAUGGCUGAUAACAGUACAUUGGAGAGUUAUCAUAAAAUAAUAGACAGUUAUAAAGUAGAUAACAGCACUAUGCAAAAACCUAAUAUUGAUGAUAUAAUAAACAAAUUUGGCCCUAAUAUAAAUAAACCUAUCUCACCUAAACGUCAGUCAACAUCUCAGCGUAUGUUAAAGAGUCAGACUUCUAAUGAUUUUGAGGUGAUUGAAGAAUCAGCAAUAAAUUUUAACAUUCCUGAGUUUAAAUCGCUGGUGGAACAGCUGGGGAAGAUAAGAAAUGAAAAAGGACUCGUUGAUCAAAAUUUUUCAUGUAAGGAAUGUGGGCAGUUAAUUGGCCUUUCUUUUGGCAAUGUUAGUGUGUGUUCCUUGACUGGCUGUUAUUAUUGUCCAGAUUGUUUCAAAUCUUCGGAAUUUCCAUUACCUGGAAGAAUAUUGCAUAACUGGGAUUUUUCUCGUUAUGUAGUUUGUGGCAAGGUUGCUACGUUUUUACAAGAAAUACAAGACUUUCCACUUUUUGAUGUGAGGAAGAUAAAUCCAAAACUAUACCUAGUUUUCUCAGAAAUGUCUUCUUUGCAGAAGCUGAGACUUCAGUUAAAUUUUCUAAGAAUUUAUCUUUUUACCUGUCAUGAUUCAGUGAAGGAAAGGAUAAAAAGGAUAUUAUGGCCUAGAGAGUAUCUCUAUGAACAUGUUCAUCUUUACUCUUUGACGGAUCUAUUUGAUAUACCUAGUGGUAAACUUGUGGAUCUCCUGAAAAGAGCCAUUAAGAUUUCUAUAGAUCAUGUUCUUACCUGCCAAUUGUGUUCCCAAAAGGGAUUUAUUUGUGAAGUGUGCCAUGAUGAUAAAGCCAUCUACCCAUUCGACAUUGAGACAACACACAGGUGUCCUUCGUGUAGAACAGUCUACCACCUUAGUUGUAAAAAAGAUAUAUGCCCAAAAUGUGACAGGAUAAAGAAAAGAAAAGAAAAUGCUAAAUCCAUGCCGGAUCUGUAA